GGACGUUUGAGGUUUGCAAAAAGGGUGCCACGUCCAUGUACACUUAUGCGCAUAAGAACAUACGUAAGGGAGUACCUGGAUACAUUUAACACAUAAUAAAUAAGUUUGUCAUUGUACAGUUAGAGCGCAAAAUUGUUACUAAAAAUGAAUAACCUUUUCCCAUUCUUCCUCUUUCUUUUUUUCUGUUUCGAGAUAGCUUUGUGUGAAAAUGAGAUCAAAGAUGAACUCUUUUCGGACACCGAGUUAGAGAACAUAGGGGGGAGUGCAGGCGACAUAAUAACGAGCUCUUCAAGAUCACCAACGACGAUUAAUGGCCGUCCCUCAAACACGAACCUCGCGGGGGAGCUAUUAAAGGAAUUAAAAACCAUUCCGCCACCAAACGUCGAAUUGAAUAAGGCUGAAUUUAUUGACCCGGAUAUUAUUUGUGAAAGGGACUACAACACGCCUUGUCCAAAUGAUUAUAACUAUAUCGGAUCUGUUCACCAAAUUGACGAAGAGAUAUGCGCACCGUCUUCCACCUAUGACGGCCCAUGUGUUGGGGAGCCGCUCAACAUAAAAGACAUGACAGAGAAGACAAAGGAAACGUGGUCUAAAGAAUGCCAAACAUUUUGGCCCUGCAAAAAAUGUGUGAGGAAUUUUACUUCCUAUUGUCCAGAAAAAUGGGAGAAAGUGAAGGGCACUUUGCGAUCGUGCGAACCGUCUGUGCUAUAUCAUGGGCCCUGUAAAUUUCAAGUGAAUUUUUCUGGCCAUACUAUUCAAAUGUUGGAGGAGUGGAGCUUAAAAUGUCACGCUUGGUGGGCCUGCGAUCAUGUAAAUGUGCUGGACGAUUGCCCAGACGGCGACAUGCCCAUUACAGCUGCCGCGACGAGGUGGAGACUGAAGAAAAAUUAUCAAUGAAGAAUUAUCUUUCGCAUUCUUUGUUCUUCCAGUUGGUAGCAAUAAAGCAUAUUUUUUUUUUUUUUUUUUUUUUGUUCUCUAUAAAAAUUAGAAGAUAUAUAUUUGUGAAGCAAACCAAAUUUGUCAACUUUUCUUUUUUAAGUGACUAAGUUGGGAACGUUGUGCUAUCUCUUUGUUUGAGUUUGCAUUGUUUAACU
Molecule: messenger RNA, 1094 nt
Organism: Plasmodium coatneyi
Lineage: Eukaryota; Apicomplexa; Aconoidasida; Haemosporida; Plasmodiidae
Exons: 10
Coding region: 145-897 (250 amino acids)
Source: RefSeq, a predicted model, not a curated record